Molecule: messenger RNA, 678 nt
Organism: Beta vulgaris subsp. vulgaris (sugar beet)
Lineage: Eukaryota; Viridiplantae; Streptophyta; Magnoliopsida; Caryophyllales; Amaranthaceae
Exons: 1
Coding region: 1-678 (225 amino acids)
Source: RefSeq, a predicted model, not a curated record
AUGCUUGAAGACACUAUUUCAAUUCCUCCUGCUACUAUUAUUGAUGAAUGUGGUGUUUCGAUUCUUAAUACUCAAUUCUGUGAAUAUUUGCGUGUGGAUCAACAAAUGGAAUCCUGGAUUUUUGCAACGUUGUCUCGUGAUGUUUUUGUCGAGGUGCAUGAUUUGUCUACUUCUGUGAAAAUUUGGAAUCGUUUGCAAACUAGAUUUAUGCAUGCUAGUAUGGAUCGUUCUAUGGAAUUGAAGGGUCGUCUUACUCGUAUUAAGAAGAGUGAUUCGCAAUCUGUGGAUGGUUAUUUGUGUGAGAUAAAAGUAAUUGCUGAUUCCUUAGCUAUUAUUCAGUGUCCUAUCUCUAAUCAGGAUUUAGUUCAGCAUAAAUUGUUUGGUUUAAAUCUUGAUUCGAAGUAUGAUCAUAUAGUUACUAUUCUCCUGCAUUACCCUUUCCCUCUUAGUUUUGAUGAUUUGUGCCCUAAGUUGCUUCUCCAUGAACAACGUAUGAAAAGCUCGAAGGAUGGAUUUGAAUCCUCCUCCCAACAUGCCUUAGUUGUUGUUCAGUCUUCUGGUUCCUCGCCUAAACCUAAUUCAGGUGGAAGGAAUAGGGGGAGGAAUAACAAAAAUCGUGGGGGUAACAAUAAUCGAAAUCAGAAUAAUCGUGGUAAUGGUGGUGGUAAUGGGGGGUAA